AUGCGCUCAGAAAUAGGUAAAAUCAACUUGGAUAACGUGUUCAAGGAACGUGAAGCAUUAAAUCUACAAAUCGUGCAUGUUCUGGGCAAGGCAGCUGAACCGUGGGGAAUUGAAUGUCUUCGUUAUGAGAUUCGACCACAGCGGGAGGCCAGCUAUUAUUCCAUCUACAAAAAGCUAAAAAUGCGUGAGGAGGUGGGUCGAGAUUUACUGAUGAAAUCGACUUUGACAUUCCAUUUCGAGGCAUUGCAGCAAAAGGACAACUCGAUCCAGCCUAAAUCUUCUUGA
Echinostoma caproni is the source of this 285-nucleotide messenger RNA. The record is from the annotation of a GenBank genome assembly. Lineage: Eukaryota; Metazoa; Platyhelminthes; Trematoda; Plagiorchiida; Echinostomatidae.